Molecule: messenger RNA, 630 nt
Organism: Lolium rigidum
Lineage: Eukaryota; Viridiplantae; Streptophyta; Magnoliopsida; Poales; Poaceae
Product: NDR1/HIN1-like protein 26
Exons: 1
Coding region: 1-630 (209 amino acids)
Biological process (GO): defense response to other organism
Source: RefSeq, a predicted model, not a curated record
AUGUCCCUCAUCACGGAUGAUCCCAACCACUCCCCACGGCACUGCGCCGCCAAGCACCACCACCGCGCCGGGUGCGGCCGGUUCAGCGGCACUGCCUGGCGCCGGCUGCUGAUGGCGUCGUCGUCCCUGGUUGCACUGGUCAUCAUACUCUGGCUCACCCUCCGCCCUUCCGCCCCGCGCUUCUCCCUGCUCGCCGCCACCGCCACCGCCUCCAACGGCACCCUGGCGCGCCUCGAGGCCGCCCUCGUCGCGCACAACCCCAACGCGCGCGCCGCCGCACUGUACGACCGCCUCGUGAUCCAGGCCUCAUACGGCGCCGGCGUCCAGCUCGCCGCAGCCGCCCAACCGUUCGAGCAGACGCAGGGAGACGUCGUGCUCUCUGCCUCGCUGACCUCAUCAGCGGCGCCGGCGGUGGUGUCAGCCGUUGAGGCGGAGACGGAGAGCGGGCGGCCGACGGCGCUGCUGAGGCUGCGCGUGGAGGGUCAGCUCCGGUGGAAGGUGGCUUCGUGGGUGUCCGGCCGGCGCGCCCUCGCCGCCCAGUGCGUCGCCGUCCUGGUGCUCCAGCCGGCGCAGCAGCUCAGCAGGGCCGUCGUCGUGCAGGGAUCCCAGUGCGCCACCACUCUCCAGUGA